AUGAGACUCAGCGUUCUCGUAGUAUUCGCCUUUUUCUUGACAGGCACCUUCACCCAGCAAAACUUGUUAGACCGACUACCUGGCUGCGCUUUGGAAUGUCUUGAGGCUACUUUGCCUACGACGAACUGCUCACCAAGCGACGUCGACUGCCUCUGUGCCGAUGCAAACUUCAUGGCAGCUGCUGGCGCUUGUAAUGCGGCCAACUGUACUGUGAUCGAGAUGCUACAGUCCACCAACGAGACUUAUUCCGCCUGCGGCAUUCUCGUACGCGACCAGUCUGCCACGUUGAUGGGAAUGGUCGCUUCUUUCGGAAGUCUGGCCUUGUUGAUGGCUGCUCUGCGGGUGGCUGAUCGAGCCAUCUCCGCGCAUGCGCAGCUAGGAUGGGACGACUUGUUGAUUAGUCUGUCAGGAGUCUCGUCCAUCGGAAUGAAUGCGCCAGUCAUCGUAGCUGCUACUUUGGGUUUUGGAAGGGACAUGUGGAGCAUUCCACCUGACAAUAUCACCGCUAGCUUGAAGUGGCUGUAUGUCGCCUACUUCAUGUACCAGGUCGCCGAAGCCCUUUGCCAGCUCUCGAUCCUCGCCUUCUACAUCCGCAUCAUGGUCGACCCGAAGUUGCGGCUAGCUGUCUGGGUUCUGAUAGGACUCGUCACCUGCUUCGGGCUUGGAAAUACAUUUGCCAUGAUCUUCCAGUGCAUGCCCAUUCCCUUCUUCUGGGACGGCUGGAGGGGGGAGAUAUCCGGUAGAUGCGGCGUCAACGUGCAGUUGUUUGGCUUCAUUCGAGGUGGCGUCGAGAUCCUUCUCGACUUGGCUAUUCUGAUUCUACCUCUGCCCAUGCUGGCCAAACUGAACAUAUCAAGGAAAAAGAAGCUCCAGAUCAUGUCCAUGUUCUGUGUCGGUUUCAUCAUUACGAUUGUCAGCUGCCUUCGACUCCAGGCCUUUGUGCAAUUUGCUAAAACUCAGAACCCAACCUACGACAAUACUUCCGGUCUUUAUUGGUGCGCGACCGAAUCCAACCUCUUUACAAUCGUUGCCUGCAUGCCAGCCAUGCGUAGUAUCCUGCAUAAGGCAUCGAGGCGCUUCCGCGACAUCGGCAGCUACGCAAGUAAGGGUCACUACGGCCGUGACGGCCUAGGCAAAGGGUCGUACUUGCGUCAUGACUCCGAGCAGCAGCAAAGGUCUAGGUCUGGCAGUCUUCCAUUUGGUGUAAUCUCUAAGUCGACUGAUGUGAACAUUUACCACACAGAACGAUCGGAUUCGGAUGUUGAGCUAGUUGAUCGCCCACCUGGUACCUGA
Molecule: messenger RNA, 1293 nt
Organism: Alternaria atra
Lineage: Eukaryota; Fungi; Ascomycota; Dothideomycetes; Pleosporales; Pleosporaceae
Exons: 4
Coding region: 1-1293 (430 amino acids)
Source: RefSeq, a predicted model, not a curated record